This is a messenger RNA of Naumovozyma dairenensis CBS 421, 1287 nucleotides long. It is a transcript of the gene RMA1, whose product is annotated as putative tetrahydrofolate synthase. Gene Ontology annotation, cellular component: cytosol; cytoplasm; mitochondrion. NCBI's taxonomy places the organism in Eukaryota, Fungi, Ascomycota, Saccharomycetes, Saccharomycetales, Saccharomycetaceae. The record is from RefSeq and is a predicted model, not a curated record. Gene Ontology annotation, molecular function: tetrahydrofolylpolyglutamate synthase activity; ATP binding; dihydrofolate synthase activity. The transcript has a single exon. Gene Ontology annotation, biological process: folic acid-containing compound biosynthetic process. Bases 1 to 1287 code for a protein of 428 amino acids.
AUGAGUAUAGAAUUAGGUCUCACAAGAAUUGCCAAGUUAUUAGAUCAUAUUGGUAAUCCACAUACUAGUUUAAAAGUCCUUCAUAUAGCUGGUACCAAUGGCAAGGGAUCAGUGUGUUCUUAUCUAUCAUCGAUACUUGGCUACAAUCAAGUUUACAAAGUAGGAAAAUUUACAUCACCACACUUAAUUAAAAUCACUGACUCAAUUACUGUGAACAAUGUACCUGUGUCUGAUUUAGAAUUUAACAAGAUUAGGACUGAUUUGAAAAGUAUCAAUGACCAAUUUAGUUUGGAUUGUUCCGAAUUUGAAUUAUUGACAUGUACAGCCUUGAAAUAUUUUCAUCAAGCUAACUGUAAGUUUUGCAUUUUGGAGGUCGGAUUAGGUGGCAGACUUGAUGCAACUAACGUAGUACCGGGCUCAUCGAAAUAUGCAUGUGGUAUUACAAAGAUUGGUUUAGAUCAUGAAAGUUUCUUGGGCAAUUCUCUUCCUGAGAUUGCUAAGGAAAAAGCUGGAAUCAUUACAGAAGGGAGCAAGUUUGCAGUAGUAGAUGGAUCUAACGAUCCUAGUGUUCUUGAAGUCGUUAAGAAAAGAUGUGAUGCAAUGAAUUGUAAUUUGAUGAUUACCAACGGUUCCGUUGACUCAAAUAAAAUAGAGACCAAAUCAUGGGGACUUUUGAAUUGGAAAAAUCUGCCGUUAAAUGGGGAAUACCAAAUCUUCAACUUGAGAGUGGCGAUAUCGAUACUGGAUCACUUACAAAAAAUCAACAAAAUCAAUGUUUCAAAAAAUGAAUUACAAGAUGGUAUAUUUUCAGUCAGAUGGCCGGGAAGAUUACAAACAAUCAAAUACCAUUAUAAAAAUGGGGACCAAGAUGUCACUGUGCCGCUACUACUUGAUGGAGCUCACAAUGGGAGUGCUGCUGUUGAAUUGGCAAAAUAUCUUAGGAAAACAUUUGGUGACGAUGAAUUAACUUUUAUAAUGGCUGUGACUAACGGUAAGAAGCUGUCUCCAUUGCUUGAUCCAAUUCUAAGGUCUAAAGAUCACGUCGUCAUCACUCGAUUUGGCUCCGUAGAGGGUAUGCCAUGGAUCAAACCGAUAGACCCAACAGAAUUAUCUGAUUUUAUAGAGAAAAACUAUACGAAAAACGUGGAAGUUCAGCCCAGCAUCAAACAGGUCUUAGUUGAUGUAGCGUACAAUUAUAAAUCAAAUAAGAGGCCUGUUGUUAUUUGUGGAUCCCUAUAUUUAUGUGGCGAGAUUUUGAGAGUAUAUAAUCAACAACUUCAAAAAUAA